AUGACGGUGAAGUAUUUCCUGGGGCAGAGCAUGCUCCGGAGCUCCUGGGACCAAGUGUUUGCUGCUUUCUGGCAGCAUUCCCCCAAGCCCUUCAGCAAGCAUGUGCUGUCCAGGGGGCUGCUCACAAAGACCAACAGGAUGCCCCACUGGGCAGAGCGCUUCUUCUGUAAUGUAGCCCCCUCAGUGUACAUCCUCAAAGGCUCUAUCGUGGAUCCCCAAAACCAGACCAUGACCACUUUCACUUGGAACAUCAACCAUGCCCGGCUGAUGGUUGUAGAGGAAAGAUGUGUUUACUGGGUGAACCCUGGAAACAGUGGCUGGACUGAAAUCCGAUGGGAGGCCUGGGUCUCUUCCAGUUUGUUUGGGGUCUCCAGAGCUGUUCAGGAGUUUGGCCUUGCUAGAUUCAAAAGUAACGUGACCAAGAUCAUCAAAGGCUUUGGGUACAUCUUGGCCAAACUGCAAGCUAAGGAAGCAACUGAGAAGGCAAAGGAAACUGCUCAGGAAGUGACUGAGAAGGCCAAGGAUUUGGCCAGCAAGGCAGCCACCAAGAAUCAUCAUCAGCAGCAACAACGCUAUGUUUAA
Messenger RNA from Dromiciops gliroides (monito del monte), 582 nucleotides. Its product is annotated as PRELI domain-containing protein 1, mitochondrial-like. Gene Ontology annotation, cellular component: mitochondrial intermembrane space. The record is from RefSeq and is a predicted model, not a curated record. Gene Ontology annotation, biological process: phospholipid transport. Gene Ontology annotation, molecular function: phosphatidic acid transfer activity. NCBI's taxonomy places the organism in Eukaryota, Metazoa, Chordata, Mammalia, Microbiotheria, Microbiotheriidae.